UCCUCUAAUUAUUGGUUCCGACAACGAUUCUUUUAAGUCACGGGCGGCGCCGCCGCCUCCUCAGAAACCCUAAUUUUGACAGAAUCUUAAUGAGAAAAUCGCCUCCGGUGAUUGGCCCUUCUUUCGAUGGAAUUGGGGGCAUUUUCCAACUCUAGUUUCUGCAGUUGCAAAGGCUGGAAAGAGAAAUCGCCAUUUUUGGGGGUUUGAAACAUGUGCCGGACCAUUAGAUCUAGUUUUUUGUGUGGUGUUCUCUCAGAUGGUGGUGAUGAGAGGGGGGUAUAGUAGAAGGCUGGUUCAGAGGCUGAGGCAGGCCUUGAUCGGCCUGGGAUCAGUUAGGGUUAAGCUUUUGCUUCCAUGUUUCGUUUUGUUCAUGCUGGUUGUGGUCGCAGGUAGGGCUGCUAAUUUCAUGGGAUGGAGACACAAGCCUUUGAAGCAGGGAUCUUUGCCUCUAGGGAAAGGAUACACCAUUUUGAUCAAUACAUGGAAGAGAAAUGACCUUUUGAAGCAAUCUGUGGAACACUAUUCAUCCUGUAGUGGUCUUCAUUCUAUACACAUAGUUUGGAGUGAACCUGAUCCCCCGACAGAUUCCCUUCGGGGUUUUCUGCACCAUGUUUUGCAGUUGAAAUCGAUAAAUGGAAGAGAAGUUGAUUUGCAUUUUGACAUUAAUCAAGAGGACAGCCUGAAUAAUAGGUUCAAAGUCAUUAAAGAUUUAGAGACGGAUGCUAUUUUCUCAAUUGAUGAUGAUGUUGUCUUCCCAUGCCCCACAGUGGAGUUUGCUUAUAGCGUAUGGCAAAGUGCACCUGAUACCAUGGUGGGGUUUGUACCUCGCAUGCAUUGGUUGGAUAAAACAAAAGAAGAUGAAAUGUAUUAUGCGUAUGGGGGUUGGUGGUCUGUUUGGUGGAUGGGUACAUACAGCAUGGUCCUUUCCAAGGCAGCUUUUUUCCAUAGAAAGUAUCUUGAUAUGUACACAAAUCAGAUGCCAGCUUCCAUUCGGGAUUAUGUAACCCGAAACAGGAAUUGUGAAGAUAUUGCAAUGUCUUUCCUUGUUGCAAAUGCUACUGGUGCUCCUCCUAUAUGGGUGCAAGGUAAGAUAUUUGAGAUCGGGUCCACUGGGAUUAGCAGCUUGCAAGGGCAUAGCGAGCGAAGAUCUCAAUGUGUCAACCGAUUUGUCAUCGAGUACGGACAUAUGCCCUUGGUAGAGAGUAGUGUGAAGGCUGUCGAUAGCCGCCGAAGAUGGUUUUGGUAAACAUUCACAUUUUCCAGGGUAGUUAUUAAUUAAGAGUGAGCGAGGGGGCAUUUUCCAGUUUUUCUACGUGCCCUUGUAUCAUAAAUUGUCAAAUUAUGUAUUCCUAUUAUAGUCAUUCAUAUUGGGUUUGAAGCCAUUUAGCAAGUUA
Amborella trichopoda is the source of this 1394-nucleotide messenger RNA. RefSeq names its product Nucleotide-diphospho-sugar transferases superfamily protein (gene EPC1). The record is from RefSeq and is a predicted model, not a curated record. NCBI's taxonomy places the organism in Eukaryota, Viridiplantae, Streptophyta, Magnoliopsida, Amborellales, Amborellaceae. Gene Ontology annotation, molecular function: glycosyltransferase activity. Gene Ontology annotation, cellular component: membrane.